This is a messenger RNA of Amphimedon queenslandica, 1305 nucleotides long. Its product is annotated as chitinase-like protein PB1E7.04c. The transcript is spliced from 5 exons. NCBI's taxonomy places the organism in Eukaryota, Metazoa, Porifera, Demospongiae, Haplosclerida, Niphatidae. Bases 1 to 1305 code for a protein of 434 amino acids. The record is from RefSeq and is a predicted model, not a curated record.
AUGGAAGUAAUUAAUGACGUUACAAUACUGAAGAGGAAUGAAAAUAACAAUCAAAGUUCACAAGAGCAAGAACUAUCAUUAGUUAAUCCACAUUAUGAGAAUGUACAUCUACCAGUUCCACAAUCAGAACUAUCAAUGGAAGAAUGUGCUGCUUAUGGUGUAGUGGAAGGUACUAGAUUCCCACAGUAUGAGACUGUAGAUCUACCAGCUCCACAGUCAGAGGGAGACUAUGAACUACCAGUAAAAGAAUGUGCUGCUUAUGGUGUAGUAGAGAGUGCUGGAUUCCCACAGUAUGAGACUGUAACAUUAACAGUUCCUCAGUCGGAACUAUCAAUGGAAGAGUGUGCUGCUUAUGGUGUAGUUCAUCAGUUUUGUACUAAUGUACCACCACUAAUGAACAUUACAUUGAAAGGAUGUACUAAGGAUAACUGUUAUUCAACAACAAAUGUAUCCAUAAGCAAUAGUUCUUAUAAUAACAUUUCACUUGUUGUUCAAUUUCCAUCAAAUAAGACACUGAAUACUAAUACUACCUUGUACUAUCAAAAUGGAGUUACAGUUCAAAGCAACACUAUAACAAUCAGUACUCAUGAUCUUCAGGAAUUCACAUUAAUUAAUAUCACAUCAAAUUCUGUUUGUCUUCAGUUUCAGUAUGUCAGUGGCAGUACACCUUAUAUUGAUGUAAUUCUGCUUGCUGAUGAUGUAGACUAUAUUAUUGAUGGUUUCAGUAUAUCUCCCAAUGAUCAGUUAAACUUUAUUCAGUGUAUUGAUUACAUACUAGCUGGUAAUAACUUAACACUGUAUGCAUGUGAAUGGGCAACCAUAUAUACUUGUCAAUCUAAUCCUCCUGCUGUAAUAACUGGUAUUAAUAUUAUUAAUGACUCUACAUCUUCAGUUCUAAUGUCAUCAGUUCAUUCAUCAUCAGUAUCACUCGCAUCAACAGUAUUGACUACUCCUUCAAUGAUGUCUGUACCAUUGAUAAUAUCUGCUUCACCAGUAGUAACUAUUUCAUCAAUUCCAACUACUUCAUCAUCUACUUUAAUUACUUCAUCAAUGAUGUCUUUACCAAUAACAAUGCCUACUUCGUCUGUGCUAAUUUCGUCAAUAACGUCUGAAUUUAAAGCAUUUGCUUCAUCAGUGCUGACUACUUCAUCAGUAUCAAGUUCAGUAGUGCAACAAGUUACAAGUAGCACCAUCAUAAGCAGUACUACAGAUACUCCUACCAUCAGUAGCUCUACUUCUAUUCCUACCACUAGAUUAACUAGUACAUUAGUGGUACUUCAACUGCUACAUCAUCAUCUGUUAUAG